AUGUCUUUUGGUACCCUAAGUCAGAUUUGGGUGAACAUUACUGCUCAUUCGAUUAUUUGCACAAAUCGUUUCGUUGCCCAUGAGCAACAUAGGCGUUCUGAAUACCCACAACUCACUCUGAUCACUGGCUGGAUUUCAAGCUCAGGGUCGCCAAAACUGUUUUGGAAGUCUGGAGGCGUAGAAGAAAGCACUUAUUUCAGUCCAAAUUCAAAAUUAUUAGGAGAUGAAGAAAGGAUUGCACCCUCAGAUGCAAUGGGUGUCUUACGUGACACAGAGUGGGAGACUGAUGCACGUUAUGAUGACCAAGAUACACCAUGUUGGAAAAGUCUACCACUUGAAGGCUAAGCGCCAAAUGGCUGAGAACCUCGGCCAGGUUGCCAAGUUUAAGCAACGGUAUGAGAAGGCGGCACCUACUCAGAAAGAGUAACCAUGAUUGGUACUUUGGUUUGGAUUGUUUCUUUCGAAAACUAGUGUUUCACAGUCAUUCGUUAUGUUUAACUUAAUGAAAGAGGUUCCGUUGUGGUCUAAUUUUUCUUCUUAAUCACUGCUACAUUUUGGUGCUCCGUAAAACUCGUGUGGUUCUGGAGUAGAGUUGCUCCUUGAUGGCUCAUGUUAUGUUUUGACAUUAAUUUCUUUCUUAUCAAUGAGUUGGUUUCACUC
Messenger RNA from Fragaria vesca subsp. vesca, 660 nucleotides. RefSeq lists its product as uncharacterized. The record is from RefSeq and is a predicted model, not a curated record. Bases 1 to 345 code for a protein of 114 amino acids. The transcript is spliced from 4 exons. Lineage: Eukaryota; Viridiplantae; Streptophyta; Magnoliopsida; Rosales; Rosaceae.